CGGACCUGGGCGAGAUGGCGGCUACCGAGGGGGUCGGGGAGGCUGCAGCGCAGGGCAGCGAGGCUGGUCAGCCGGAGUCGCCGCCGCCCCAGCCGCACCCACCGCCGUCCCAGCAGCUUCAGGAAGAAGAGAUGGCCGAGGCCGGAGAGGUGGCGUCCCCAAUGGACGACGGAUUUCUGAGUCUGGACUCGCCCACCUAUGUCCUGUACAGGGAUAGAGCAGAAUGGGCUGAUAUAGAUCCAGUGCCGCAGAAUGAUGGCCCAAAUCCAGUGGUCCAGAUCAUUUAUAGUGAAAAAUGUAAGUUAAUUUUUAUUCAGCAAAGGCAUUUUCGGAGAGUUCUCUUAAAAUCUCUUCAAAAAGAUCUACAUGAGGAAAUGAACUACAUCACUGCAAUAAUUGAGGAGCAACCUAAGAAUUACCAAGUUUGGCAUCAUAGGCGAGUAUUAGUGGAAUGGCUAAAGGAUCCAUCUCAGGAGCUUGAGUUUAUUGCUGACAUUCUUAAUCAGGAUGCAAAGAAUUACCAUGCCUGGCAGCAUCGACAAUGGGUUAUUCAGGAAUUUAAACUUUGGGAUAAUGAACUGCAGUAUGUAGACCAACUUCUCAAAGAAGAUGUGAGAAAUAAUUCUGUCUGGAACCAAAGAUACUUUGUAAUUUCUAACACCACUGGCUACAAUGAUCGAGCCAUAUUGGAAAGAGAAGUCCAAUAUACUCUAGAAAUGAUCAAGCUAGUACCGCAUAAUGAAAGUGCAUGGAACUAUUUGAAAGGGAUUUUGCAAGAUUUUGGUCUUUCUAAAUAUCCCAAUCUGUUAAAUCAGUUACUUGAUUUACAACCAAGUCACAGUUCCCCGUACCUCAUUGCCUUUCUCGUGGAUAUCUACGAAGACAUGCUAGAAAACCAAUGUGACAACAAGAAGGACAUUCUCAGUAAAGCAUUAGAGUUAUGUGAAAUCCUAGCUAAAGAAAAGGACACUAUAAGAAAGGAAUAUUGGAGAUAUAUUGGGAGAUCCCUUCAGAGCAAACACAGCACAGAAAGUGACCCACCAACAAAUGUACAGCAAUAACACCAUCUCAAAGAACUUGACAAAAUGCUCUUAUUUUUUAAGAGACUCUAAUGCAGGAGUUUAAAACUAGAGAGAUCAUUCCCUUUGCCUGUGGUGUAAAGCGUUUUAUUACACAGGUACUGCUUUUUAACAAGAACUGAGUGUGAUGCUCCUUGGGUGCUGCUGCUUUUCAGACAAGUUCUAGGUAACUUGGUUCUUCUAAAGUGAAGUUAUUUGUGGCAAGAGAGAAGAAACAGAAAAUCCCAUAAAGAAACUUUGUAGUUUUAUCAACAGUUACUCCUUAGUAUCACCUUCUUCCUAAACAAUAUGUGUGUCAGGAUUUGAGCAAUAAUGAUUGCAGGUAACUUGUAUGUAAUGGAUGUGAAGUAGCUUAAAUUUUGGUUCAGUAAGCGGGGAAUGUAGUAGUUACAUUAGAGCUGCUAAGCCACACUCACAGUAUCUUGCUAUCACUGUAACCAACUAAUGCCAAAAGAAUGAUUUUAUAAUAAAAUAGUUGUA
Messenger RNA from Condylura cristata (star-nosed mole), 1559 nucleotides. It is a transcript of the gene FNTA, whose product is annotated as farnesyltransferase, CAAX box, alpha. Bases 15 to 1061 code for a protein of 348 amino acids. The record is from RefSeq and is a predicted model, not a curated record. Gene Ontology annotation, biological process: protein geranylgeranylation; protein farnesylation. Gene Ontology annotation, cellular component: cytoplasm; CAAX-protein geranylgeranyltransferase complex; protein farnesyltransferase complex. NCBI's taxonomy places the organism in Eukaryota, Metazoa, Chordata, Mammalia, Eulipotyphla, Talpidae. The transcript is spliced from 8 exons. Gene Ontology annotation, molecular function: CAAX-protein geranylgeranyltransferase activity; protein farnesyltransferase activity.